Messenger RNA from Aphanomyces astaci, 786 nucleotides. RefSeq lists its product as hypothetical. The transcript has 2 exons. The record is from RefSeq and is a predicted model, not a curated record. Gene Ontology annotation, biological process: carbohydrate metabolic process. Bases 1 to 786 code for a protein of 261 amino acids. NCBI's taxonomy places the organism in Eukaryota, Oomycota, Saprolegniomycetes, Saprolegniales, Verrucalvaceae.
AUGUUUGGGUUGUUUGUCGUGUGGAACGUCGUGGCGUAUUUCGUCUUCGAGCCGCCUUCCGACGUCGAGUUCAAUUUCCCCAAGUUUGUGGGCCAGCCAGCCAAGUUUCCGAUCCCGACGGCACCGACUUGUGGCAUCCGCAAGGCCAAGUCGGCCAAAGAAGUCGUGUACAUGACCGUGGACGACGGACCGUCAGCGUCGGGCCGGUUGAACCUGCUCAACGCGAUGGACCAACUCAACAACCGCACGGACACGGAGGCGGCGUACGUGUCGUUCAUCGAGAAUGGGUACAACUUUUGCGCCCAAGACUCAAACGCGAUUGUCAACUUGACGUGCAACCCCGCCGCGUACGACACGGCUUUGCAGUUGCUCGUGUGGACAAUCAAAGCCGGUCACAUGAUCGCAGCGCACUCGGACUCGCACUUUUACGACUCCAACGCGGGAUUGUGCAACUACGUGACCAUGUCCUUGGUGACUAAGGGAAAGCUCGAGUGCAAACCCGACACCAAGCCGUGGUUUGUCUUGGGAUGGGACGUGGAGUGGUACUUGGAUGCCGAGGCAACGUACGAUGCGCAGAAGGAAAAGUGCAAAGUCGCCCAAGACAUUGUCGACCAGUUCGACAAGAAGUGGAAGCCCGGGCCGAGUGAGGACCACGUCGUGCUGCUGACCCACGACUACUUUUUUGUGGACGAGGCGAAAGCGUCUAUCUUUCGUGACGUGAUAGCUGAGCUGCAGCUUCUCGGGUAUACCAUUGGCACGUUGGAUCAGUACCCCCUCAAGCAAUAA